ACGUCUGACGCACAUUUUGGUGGCGGAGCGCGGCAAAUCUGGCCACGGGAAGCUAACGUAGGACUUCCCUACAACUCUAAAAGUGUUUCACCGCAGGUUUACGUAAAAUUAAGAGUUGUCAGGAGACAUGGAUUCGACAAGUAAACCGACGUUACAGUCCAGAAAUUUACCAUGGGUUGAGAAAUACAGACCAGACACACUCGAUGCCCUGAUCUCACACAAAGAUAUUCUGAGCACCAUCCAGAAGUUUAUCAGCGAGGACAAACUUCCCCACCUCCUGUUCUACGGCCCCCCAGGAACCGGCAAAACGUCCACCAUCCUCGCCUGCGCCAAGCAGCUCUUUAAGGGCAAAGAGUUCAACUCCAUGGUGCUGGAGCUUAACGCCUCAGACGACAGAGGCAUCGACGUCGUACGAGGUCCCAUCAUGAGUUUUGCCAGCACCAGGACCAUCUUCAAGAAGGGCUUUAAGUUGGUGAUACUGGACGAGGCCGAUGCCAUGACCCAGGAUGCCCAGAAUGCAUUGCGGCGAGUCAUCGAGAAGUUCACAGAAAACACCCGGUUCUGCCUGAUCUGUAACUACCUGUCUAAGAUCAUCCCUGCGCUCCAGUCUCGCUGCACCAGGUUCCGCUUCGGUCCUUUGUCCCCGGACCAGAUGAUCCCCCGACUGGAGCACGUGAUCCAGCAGGAGAGCAUCGACAUCUCUCCGGAUGGAAUGAAGGCCGUAGUGAACCUGUCGUCGGGCGACAUGAGGAGAUCACUCAACAUACUGCAGAGCACCACGAUGGCGUACGGGAAAGUGACGGAGGACACGGUGUACACCUGCACGGGACACCCCCGCCGCUCAGACAUAGCCAACAUCCUGGACUGGUGCCUCAACAAAGACUUCACCACAGCGUACAACCAAAUCCUGCAGCUGAAGACUCUGAAAGGUUUGGCUCUGCACGACAUCCUCACCGAGGUUCAUCUGCUCGUACACAGAGUGGACUUUCCUCCGAUCAUCCGACUCAAUCUGCUCAUCAAGUUAGCCGACAUCGAGCACCGACUCGCCUCGGGAACCAACGAGAAGAUCCAGCUGAGCUCCAUGGUGGCAGCUUUCCAGGCCGUGAGGGACCUGGUGGUCAGCGAAGCGUCCUAGCGCCGAGACGGACGUCUGCAGAAGAAACGCGCCACGGACACGCGAAGAGAAAUGUUUUACAGGUUCUGUUUCCAACCACACGGUCACGUACCGGCUCAUAUUUUACUAACCUCAUUCUCAAUCUGUGCUGCACCAGUUUGCAGCUCUGGACACUUAAAAUAAGAUGUUGGAUUCUUCUCUUCACUGUCACCAAGUAUUUCAUCCAUCCAUCCUCAUAAUAAGAAUAAUAAUGACUUAAACAUGUAAAUGUGUUUUCAUGUGUUUAAUAAAACUAUUUUCUUUCCUA
Mugil cephalus (flathead mullet) is the source of this 1421-nucleotide messenger RNA. RefSeq names its product replication factor C (activator 1) 5 (gene rfc5). Gene Ontology annotation, molecular function: ATP hydrolysis activity; DNA clamp loader activity; ATP binding. The record is from RefSeq and is a predicted model, not a curated record. Gene Ontology annotation, cellular component: DNA replication factor C complex; nucleus. Bases 128 to 1135 code for a protein of 335 amino acids. NCBI's taxonomy places the organism in Eukaryota, Metazoa, Chordata, Actinopteri, Mugiliformes, Mugilidae. Gene Ontology annotation, biological process: DNA repair; DNA-templated DNA replication. The transcript has 11 exons.